GCCGGGACGGAGAUGUUAGAUGACGUGGGAUCGUGAGAAAUUAUUAGAUAAUAGGGUGUCCGGGGGUCGUCGUUUGGGAAAAUGUGAUGCACGCGCUGGGAGCCUCGUUCAUUCGUCUGCUCGUUUCAUCUACAGUUCUGCUAGCAUUGCUAGCACUGUUGUUCAUCUUGCCAGGCAGCAAGUCGUCUUCGUCGAUGCGAUCUUAGACUCUCAAAUGUCCCCAGUAUCCGAUUCUCCUUGGCCUCUUCAGACUCCUGCUCCUCCUCCUCCUCCAAAACGUAGACGACUUGCCCCAAGGCAGUCAACCUUUUUCGACCAAAUCGAGCGGGCGCAACAGCAAUGCCAGCUUUCUUCAGGCAACGAUGUCAUCUCAUGUUUCCCCACAAAUGAAACUAUUUAUGCCCAAAAUCAGUGGGCAGCAUUCGUUUGGAACUCUCGUCUACCCGAAUUCACUCAAUUUGGUAAAGUAAACGCAUACCUUUUCGAUGGCGACUCUCGAAAGCAGGUCUUAGCUGUUCGCAACCUAGUCAACCCAACAAAUCAAGCUGGCACCCUUACAGUACUGGUGAAUGAUACAUGGUGGGGACCGAGUGGCGCUCUUUGGAGUGGAAGUAACAUGUCGCACUCGUUCUAUUGGGUUGUGAAGCGUGCGGACCAAGAGCUCACUGGCUCCGAGUUUACUCAGGCCCAUUUUGUUGCAGUUCAAACAACCUAUGCCGACUCAAUAAUAGCGUCCAUGUCGACUGCAUCAUUUGCAUCCUCAUUAUCCGCCGCAUCUGCCUCUGCAGCAUCAGCCUCUCGCGCUUCUGUCUCUUCUCAUUUGACCGCCAAUCCGACCGCAAACCCGACCGCAGGUAGUAAUAUUCAAAAUAGCGGGGGUUCUUCGUCGUUCCCUAAAUGGGCGAUAGCCGUCAUCGUUAUCCUUGGCUUUGUUGCAAUCGCCACCACCUGUCUCUUGAUUUUCUUUAUCAUGCGACGUCUCCGGCGGCGGAGGGAGAUGGAUUCCAAACGUAACUCGAUGGGUUCGGCCUCACCCAUGAUGGCCCAUGCCAACAACGAACCGCAAUCACCCCUCCUCGCAAGUCAUACUGAUCAUCGUGAUUUCCAAAGCUCUGUUGGUCAUGGGAAUCCCGUCGCUCCAGCAGCUAUGGGUACCGCUGCAGGUGUUGCAUUAAAUCGUGCACCCAGUCUUGUUUCGCCCGAUGGUGCCUCAACAAUCAGUCGUGCGGGCAGUGCAGGAGAAGGUGGACCGUUUAGCGGCGCCGAUGCGGCAAUUAUGGCCGAUGCCUUCAGAAAGGCGUUGCGGAAACCCGACUUUGCGGGGCGACCGGUUGAAGAAGGGGAUAGCCCCGAAAAUCCAGAAGCAAAAUCAGAGUUGUUGAGCCGGGAAUUAGCGGAGGAAGGUAGAGAUAUAAGAAGUGUUAGCUCGUCGAGAGGGGUGAGAGUAGAGACGUUGAGUGACAGUGGAGACACAGCUCACGAUAUCUAUCGUUGAUGAGUCUCUCCGUUCUCCGUUCUUUCUUGCGAACUCUCGGCAAGGUGCUACCUUCUGUGCCUUGCCUGUCUAUUUUACUUGGUGACGUUAUUUCUUCUUUAUCCUCUUUCCCCGCCGUGUACCUUUUGACCCCAUCUUCCAAAUUUUCCCCGCUUUCCGAUUGACACUUUCUUUCUCCACUUUUCUUUCCCGUCUUUCCUUCAGUAAACUUCUUAGUCUGUGUUGCGGACGGACCCUCGCCGUGCUUUACCCAACCUUUAAUCGAUUGAUGUUCUGUAACACUUCGCUUUCAUCGCUUUUACACAUUCGGACUCGAGAAUCUUGUCUUGUUCAUUUAGUAUUGGAAGUUCAUUACCUACGUCUCGUUGACUCUGCAAAUCAUUUCUUUUCGCAUUUAUCAGCAGGACUCGACGCUGAUGUGUGUUUCUCUUCUACUAUAUCUUUAUUCUCUCCUUUCUCUCGUUUGGGAAGAAGUCCCUGUUUGCGCCGCACGGCAUUUCCAAGUCACUCGUUUUAAUUUCCCUUGCGACGGCUCCACAACCCAUAUAUCAUUUUCCACGAUUCCCUUUAGCUAAAUUAUUCCCUCUCAUUUUUCUCUCUACGAACUCUUAUGAAACCUUUUGUUGAAUCAAAAGCUAUAAUUGCAAUGUCAGAGGCGUUUUGUUGCGCGACUCCACC
This is a messenger RNA of Marasmius oreades (fairy-ring Marasmius), 2173 nucleotides long. RefSeq lists its product as uncharacterized. The transcript is spliced from 4 exons. The coding region runs from base 20 to 1495 and encodes 491 amino acids. The record is from RefSeq and is a predicted model, not a curated record. NCBI's taxonomy places the organism in Eukaryota, Fungi, Basidiomycota, Agaricomycetes, Agaricales, Marasmiaceae.